This is a messenger RNA of Salvelinus sp. IW2-2015, 3178 nucleotides long. The record is from RefSeq and is a predicted model, not a curated record. Lineage: Eukaryota; Metazoa; Chordata; Actinopteri; Salmoniformes; Salmonidae.
ACAUUAUUAUUGUUGAGAGAUUGUACUAGUAAAGAGUGCGUCUUUAACGAGAGGCGUAGCUAUUCUCUUGUGCUCCCUAGAGGGCAAGUUCCGCUUCCUGCUAAUAAAAACAUCGCACUUGUGAGCAUAUCACAUCAACUGUGGACUGCAGAACAGAAAAGCAUGAAAUGCAAGCAAGAAGGCAUGGAAUUAUGUGGAUAUGAAAGCGCAAUUUGAAGCUUCGGGGUAUGAUGAACAUAUCCGUAUGCACAAGUCAGGAAGCUGAAUGACAGAAGGUAUUUUCUUCCACAUCCAAAACACCUCCAGUAUGUCGGAGAGAGGGGGUCUCCCACGGACUGGGGGCACACCAUCUCCACAUAUGCAGCCGUACAAGACCGUCACGAUCGUCCCGAACCGUCCGGUUCAGAUGAACCUGUAUGCGACCUGGGAAAUUGAUCGCUCAUCUCCAAGCUGUGUGCCCAGGCUCUUCACAGUUACUCUGAAGAAGCUGGUGAUGCUUCAGGAGCUGGACAGAGACCUAACCUCUGUUGUCAUCGCAGUCAAACUCCAGGGAUCAAAGCGCAUUUUACGGUCCAAUGAAAUCCUGUUGUCAUCGCCUGGACUUACCGAGACCGAUCUUCAGCUAACGUUCUCCUUGCAAUAUCCACAUUUUCUGAAGCGAGAUGCCAACAGACUGCAGAUCAUGCUGCAGAGGAGGAAGAGGUACAAGAACCGCACCAUCCUGGGCUAUAAGACCCUGGCACUGGGCCUCAUCAACAUGGCAGAGGUGAUGCAGCACCCCAGUGAGGGAGCCCGUGUGUUGGGUCUCCACACCACGGUGAAGGACACGGCUGUGCCUGUGGCUGAGAUGAGGGUCUACUCGCUCUCCAGCCAGCCCAUCGACCACGAGAUGUCCAAGGCCAAGAUGUCUGACCGCUCCCCCGACAUUGACAACUACUCGGAGGAAGACGAGGAGAGCUAUUCAUCAGAGCAGGACGGGAGUGAUGACCCUGCUCACAGCCAGUAUCUGUUUGACGAAGAGGAUGACAUGAGGAAGAAGAAGCACAGACACAAACUCACCUCUGCAGCCUCCAUCACCAGAGCUCAUCCCAACAUCAAGCAGAAGUUCGUGGCCUUGUUGAAGAGGUUUAAGGUGUCCGGUGAGGUGGACUUUGGCCUGGAGCACGUGUCCCAGGAGCACAUUCGUGAUGUGGAGGAGGACCUGGAUGAGCUCUAUGACAGUCUGGAGAUGUACAACCCCAAUGACAGCGGGCCAGAGAUGGAGGAGACGGACAGCGUCCUCAGCACGCCCAAACCCAAACUCAGGCCCUUCUUUGAGGGCAUGUCCCAGUCCAGCUCGCAGACCGAGUUUGGCAGUCUGAACAGCAGGUGCAGUCUGCCCAGAGACACCCUGAGCCCACAAGGAGAGCAGCCCCCGUCAGGCAAGAUGAAACGCGCUCGCUCCCGCAACUUUGACGACUCUGAGACAGACACCCUGGAGCUGACUGAUCCGGAGACGUUUCUGGACACUACCCCCUGCAUCACUGUCUCUGUCCCAGAGCAGCUACCCAGGACCCCAAUGAGGGAACUGAGGAGCAGCAAGAGUGAGAGUCACACCAGCAUGCCCUACACCACCAUGCCCUCCCCCAGGUUGGAUGGCGGGCACACACCCAGGCAGAGACGUGGGACACCAAUGAAGGAGAGGCGAGCGCUGUCCAAGCCACUAAGCGAACGCACCAACAGCUCUGACAGUGAAAGGUCACCGGAGCUCAGCCACACCCCACAGGUGCCCAGGAAGGCUGUGUAUGACCAGCUGAAUCAGAAUCUAUCCUCAGACACUGCCCUCCCAGACAGCCUGGUCCUGGUCAACACCAGUGAUUGGCAGGGACAGUAUGUGUCCGAGGUGCUGCUGGCCCAAAAGCAGCCGUUAGUGUGUACCUGCUGUGGGGUGGAGAUUCAGGCUGUCCUCACCACCCUCCUCACGCGCAUCCAAAAGUUCUGUAACUGUAACUCGUCCACGCCGCCGCCGGUCAAGGUGGUGGUGGCAGGGGGACAGAGCUACCUGGGGGCCAUCCUGCAUUUCUUUGUCACUCAGCUGGCCAACAAAACAUCUGAUUGGCUCAGCCUAAUCCGCUUCCUGGUGGUCCCCCUGGGCUGUCACCCCGUCGCUAAGCACCUGGCCUCCCUGGACCCUCGUUACAGCUCUGUGUUCCUGGACAAUGCCUGGAGAGACCUGUUCAGUCGCCUGGAGCCCCCUCACUCUACGGCUCCAGCUGCAGACGGCGUGGACGUGGCUGGAAGGAUCAGCCAGUACAUCAGCAGCGUCUCUGUCACACACCAGUUGCCUAUCGCUGAGGCCAUGCUCACCUGCAAGUACAAGACAUAUGACGAGGACUCUUACCAGAAGUUUGUUCCCUUUGUUGGGGUGGUGAAAGUAGGGUUGAUUGAACCGAAUCCGGCGUAUUCAGGUGGAGACUCUGAGGAGGCUGUUAGUGUUAGCUUGGCUGUUCCCUCCACCUCCCCACCCGCCCAUGGCUCUCCCACAGGGAUGACCAGAGAGGCUGUCACCCCACCUCCGUCUCCCUCCCUGAGUAGCGGUCUGGGGAGCCCUAAUAUGUCCCAUGCGGUGGACACCAUUGGGCUGACGGUGGAUUAUUGGGUAGCAACAUGCUCAGAGCGGAAGAAGGAUGGGGAGCGGUGUGAUAAGGGCUCCAAGAACACCCUGAAGAGUGCCUUCCGUUCCCUGCAGGUCAGCAGGCUGCCAGGAGGGGGCUCCACUGAGAACCAGCCCCAGGCCAACACCAUGGCUAUGACUGUGGUCACCAAGGAGAAGAACAAGAAAGUCUCCACCAUAUUCCUGGGGAAGAAGCCCAAAGAGAGGGAUGUAGACUCUAAAAGCCAGGUGGUUGAGGGCAUCACCAGACUCAUCUGUUCUACCAAGCAGCAGCAGACCAGCCUAAAAGUGUCUGUGGACGGCGUGGAGUGGACUGAUGUGAAGUUCUUCCAGCUGGCUGCCCAGUGGCCCACCCAUGUGAAGUACCUGCCAGUGGGGCUGUUUGGCUACAACAAGAUCGCCACAUAGAAACCAAGCCAGACAUGGUCACUCACUCUGAGCUUCCUGGGCACCAAGGUUAUUAUAGUUUUGUGUUUUUAUAUUGUGUAUUUUUAUUCGUUUUUUUAAAGUUCAGUUAGUUUUCAG